Messenger RNA from Larimichthys crocea (large yellow croaker), 1739 nucleotides. RefSeq names its product UF2 component of NDC80 kinetochore complex (gene nuf2). The coding region runs from base 140 to 1504 and encodes 454 amino acids. Gene Ontology annotation, molecular function: protein-containing complex binding. Gene Ontology annotation, cellular component: kinetochore; Ndc80 complex. The record is from RefSeq and is a predicted model, not a curated record. Gene Ontology annotation, biological process: attachment of mitotic spindle microtubules to kinetochore; mitotic spindle organization; kinetochore organization. The transcript is spliced from 13 exons. Lineage: Eukaryota; Metazoa; Chordata; Actinopteri; Sciaenidae.
AUGAGAUGCGUUGAGAAAUUAACAAGGAAGUCGUUUUAAGGCGCCAAUUUCGUAUCGUCUGUCUGAGUCUGAGCCAGUUUUUCUGUUUAGUCGUUUAUUUUCACUUUGUCGGUUUUUAAUCGACUUUAAAAUAUCGACAAUGUCUGAAAACACGUUCCCGGUCUACACUGCGGACGCUAUAGUGAACUUUUACCGGACAGAAGUCCUCACCGGGCAGGAGGCGAAACACUUCACCAAGAGCGACCUGACUCCUGCGCCCAAGCCAGAAUCAGUUCAAACGCUGUACAUGAGAGUGUUGCAUCUCCUGUAUCGUUUCAGACCCGAGUGUCACUCCAUGGUUCCCCUUCUGGAGAACAUUCAGUAUCCAGUGUAUCAUGAGGGGGCAACUACCAUCCUCAGCGUCUACGUGCGCAUGCGACAGUUUCUGCCCAUGUGUUUGGUGUACGACUUUUCACUGAAUGACCUUCUAGCUCCAAAGAAGCAGAGGACCCUGACUGUUCUCAGUGCCAUCAUGAACUUUCUUCACUUCAGGAAGCAGAGGAUGGACAUGACCUUGGAGAAGCAGGCCAAAUUUAGGGCAGACUUGGACCGGCUGCAGAUUUACAACAAAGGCACUUUAGAAGCAGAGAAGAAGAUCGAGAUGCUGACGACGAUCCCUCCAGAGCAGCAGGCUGAGGCCGACGAGCUGGUGGCUGCUCUCUCCGAGCUGCAGGCCACCACCGCACAUGAAUACCAGGAUGUGAAUGCCAAAAAUGACAGCAUCGCAGAGUGGAAAACCAGGAUUGCAGAGAAGACUCAGAAACUGGCCCAGGUGAAGGUGGACGUCAGCAACCUGAAGGAGGACAUCGGCAAACUCAAGUCUCAGAUUGUGGAGUCUCCAGAGGAGCUGAAGAGUCAGAUGGAGAAGAUGAGGGAGAACGUGAAGAAUAUCAAGACCUCCAUCGAAGGGACGGAUGGGUGUGUGGUGGAGCUGCAGGGCAUGGUGCAGAAUGUGACUCACACCGAGGCUGAGAUCCAGCAGAUGUUCAACCUGCUGCAGGACCUGGAGAGCAGUAUGAACAACACCAAGCAGCGGCAGGAGGAGCACCACGAGCUGACAGCUCAGUACGAGAAGAAGCAGAAGGAGCUGAAGAACCUGUGCAUCGAGGAAGGCCAGCUGAAGCGAGCUCAGGCCAUGAAGCUGGACAAAGAGUCCAAACAGAACAUCCGCAGGCAGAAGAAGAAGGAGAUGAAGGAGCAGCACGUUCAAGAAGUGUUGGGGCAGUGUAACCAAAUCCAUCAGAAGCGUGAAGAGAUGGCUGACAAAAUCCAAGAGAUCUCCAGAGAGACCCAGCAGCUGAAGGCCAAGAUCCAGAGCCUGAGAGACGUCUGCAGCAAAGAGACGGAGAAAGCCCAGGCUCUGUACGACACCCUGUCCACCUCGAUGGACGAGCUGCACUGGAGAAUCGAGACGCACACAGCAGACCUGAAACGCGAUGUCACCAAGAUGUCUGCAAACUUUUAAAAGAUCGUUGAACAUGUUUAUCAUAUUUCUGUGUGUCUUUUAUGUGUGUAACCUUUUGUUGUCUUUUUCACCUUUUUUACUAUUAAAUGUUUAACAUAGAAUUGUAUAUGAAUAAAAGUCCUCUUUGUUAUUGGUUAAUAAAUCUGCGUCAUGUUCUGUGAGCAGCCAAAACUCAACCUGCUUUCUAAAACCUCCAUAAACUUACAAGUCCAGUACAAUAAAACACUGAAAUUAA